Messenger RNA from Tauraco erythrolophus (red-crested turaco), 1419 nucleotides. RefSeq names its product STEAP4 metalloreductase (gene STEAP4). Gene Ontology annotation, biological process: copper ion import. Gene Ontology annotation, molecular function: cupric reductase (NADH) activity; ferric-chelate reductase (NADPH) activity. NCBI's taxonomy places the organism in Eukaryota, Metazoa, Chordata, Aves, Musophagiformes, Musophagidae. Gene Ontology annotation, cellular component: endosome; plasma membrane. The record is from RefSeq and is a predicted model, not a curated record.
AUGAAGAAAAAUUCUUCCAACACAAUGGCUUUGGCUCCUAACACUUCUAACAAAAGAGAGACAGUGUGUAUAUUUGGAACUGGAGAUUUUGGAAGAGCUCUGGGGCAUAAAAUGAUUCAAUCUGGCUACCCCGUUGUGUUUGGAAGCCGGAGCACACAGACAUCCCCCCUGAUUCCCAAGGACGCAGAGGUGUUGAGCCAUGCAGAGGCAGCGCAGAAGGCUGCCAUCAUCAUUAUAGCAAUCCAGAGGCAACAUUACAACUUCCUUACACCACUGGCAGAAAUCCUCCAUGGAAAGGUUUUGGUGGACGUAAGCAACAACUUAAAAAUAAACCAGUAUCCCGAAUCCAAUGCAGAGUACCUCGCUCAGCUGGUGCCUGGCGCUAAGGUUGUGAAAGCCUUUAACACCGUGUCAGCCUGGGCCUUGCAGUCAGGCACGCUGGAUGCAAGCCGGCAGGUGUUUGUCUGUGGAGAUGACAUGGAAGCUAAACAAAUGGUGAUGGAUAUCGUUCGUGCACUGGGUCUCACUCCAUUAGAUCAGGGAUCCCUUUUGGCUGCUCAGGAAAUAGAAAAUUACCCUCUGCAGCUCUUUCCAAUGUGGAAGUUUCCCAUCUUUUUGUCCCUUGGCCUAACCGCAUUCUUCUUCUUCUACAGUUUGACUCGUGAUGUAAUUUACCCUUACGUUUAUGAAAAAGAAGAUUUUUCAUUUUUUAUUGCAAUUUCCAUUCCAAAUAGGAUCUGCCCUGUAUUGGCCCUCAUCCUUCUUGCCUUGGUUUAUCUUCCUGGUGUAUUUGCUGCAAUUAUUCAGUUAUACAGAGGUACCAAAUACCGCCGUUUCCCAGACUGGCUGGACAAAUGGAUGCUGUGUAGGAAACAACUUGGACUAGUAGCCUUGGCAUUUGCUUCUUUGCACGUUUUGUACACUCUUGUUAUUCCUAUUCGUUCCUUUGUGAGAUGGAGAACCAGCAAUCAAAUUGUCUCCCAGGCACUGAACAACGUAACAGAAUCACUCAACAUCACUAAUGCCUGGCUUAGUGACUCUUAUUUGGCUUUGGGGAUUUUAGGAUUUUUUUUGUUUGUUCUUCUGGGAAUAACUUCCUUGCCUUCAGUCAGCAACAACGUCAACUGGCGAGAAUUUCGAUUUGUACAGUCCAAACUGGGAUAUCUGACACUGAUUUUGUGCACUGCACACACGCUGGUUUAUGGUGGAAACCGGUUCCUGAGCCCGUCAUCGUACAGAUGGUACCUUCCAAACACCUAUAUGCUCUCCCUCAUCAUCCCGUGCAUUGUACUGGUUGUCAAAUUUGUGCUGAUACUUCCUUGUCUAGACAAACCUCUCACGCGAAUUCGACAGGGCUGGGAGAGGAAUCCCCAAUACUCAGAACAGUCAAAUUACAUUAUCAACAAGUCUGCUGUAUAA